AUGUCAGUCCUCUCCCGCAUCCGCCACUUCAGCACCUCCAUCCUCUCCCCCAACUCCUCCUUCCCGCUCUCCUCCAAGCAGAAGACCCGCUCCGCCCUCCACCUCUUCAAAACCGAGACCAACCCCGAGCGCAUCCUCGACAUCUGCCGCGCUGCCUCCCUCUCCCCGGACUCCCACCUCGACCGCCGGGCCUUCUCCCUCGCCAUCUCCAAGCUCGCCGCCGCCAACCACUUCGACGGCAUCCGCCUCUUCCUCGACGACCUCAAAUCCCGACCCGACCUCCGCGAUGAAAAGUUCCUCUGCCACGCCAUCGUCCUCUAUGGCCAGGCCAAAAUGCUCAACCACGCUCUCCGCACCUUCACGGACGAUCUCUCUCCUCCUCGCUCCGUCAAAUCCCUCAAUUCCCUCCUCUUCGCCUCCCUACUCGCCAAGAACUACAAAGAGGUAUCUCGAAUCUACCUGGAUUUCCCCAAAACCUAUUCAAUUCAACCUAACGUAGAUACUUAUAACACCGUUAUCAAAGCCUUCGCUGAAUCCGGUUCCUCCACCUCCAUUUACUCCGUUUUGGCUGAGAUGGAUAGGAACUCCGUUAAACCAAAUGUCACCACUUUGAAUAACUCACUCUCUGGUUUCUACCGCGAGGAGAAAUUUGAGGAGGUGGGGAAGGUGUUGAAACUGAUGGAGGAGAAGUAUAGUGUUUUUCCUGCUCUUAGUACUUAUAAUGUUAGGAUUCAGAGUUUGUGUAAGCUGAAGAGGUCUUCUGAGGCCAAGUCUUUGCUUGAUGGGAUGAUUAGCAAUGGGAGGAAGCUGAAUUCGGUUAGCUAUGCUUGUUUGAUCCAUGGUUUUUGCAGAGAGGGGGACCUUGAGGAGGCCAAGAGGUUGUUGAGGGACAUGAAGAGGAAAGGGUACUUCCCUGACGGGGAGUGUUAUUUCACGCUUGUGCAUUUUCUGUGUCGCGCCGGGGAUUUAGAGGCGGCUUUGGAGGUUGCUAAGGAGUGUAUGGGGAAAGGUUGGGUGCCAAAUUUUACCACCAUGAAGGGUCUUGUGAAUGGGCUUGCUGGUGCGUCGAAGGUGGAUGAGGCUAAAGAGAUUAUUAAACAGAUCAAGGAGAAGUUUGCUGAGAAUGGGGACAAGUGGGAUGAGAUUGAAGCUGCGUUGCCUCAGUGA
Molecule: messenger RNA, 1167 nt
Organism: Sphenostylis stenocarpa
Lineage: Eukaryota; Viridiplantae; Streptophyta; Magnoliopsida; Fabales; Fabaceae
Source: the annotation of a GenBank genome assembly